This is a messenger RNA of Staurois parvus, 263 nucleotides long. The record is from the annotation of a GenBank genome assembly. NCBI's taxonomy places the organism in Eukaryota, Metazoa, Chordata, Amphibia, Anura, Ranidae.
UUAUAGCGGGACUGCGGCUGGCAUUCUGACACUGGGGGGAACUGAUUUGGUGUCACUGACAUCCCCAGUGACACCAAUACAAUGAUCAGUGAUAAUAAAAAGCACUGGCACUAUACUAAUGACACUGGGCAGGAAGGGGUUAACAUGUGGGCAAUCAAAGGGUUAACUGUGUGCUGUUUCACAGUAUGCUGUGUGAGUGUUUUAUACUGUAAGCACACUGCUUUGUAUGGCUCUGCAUAGCAGAGCCAUACAAAGCAAUGUGC